CGUUUCACAGAGAAAUCCUGUCUUGAAAAAAAAAAGAAUAGCACACAUUGAAAAGAGAACAGGAAGAUGUUUAAAAUACCUGAAACUACUAGAAGUUAAAAAAAAAAUUUGGUGUAAAAUAAGGUGACAGUUAGAUACAUUGAUGAGUCUAGUUGAAGAGAAAAUAAACAAAUUAGAAAAUAGAUCUGAGGGAAUCAGUGUCCAUGCAACACAGGGAAGGGACAGUGGGUGUGAUGGUUGUUUGUGAUGUCACCUGGCCUUUGUGACCUGUAAUUGGUCAGUGUGAGCUUCGGUAUGGGGAGAAUGGAGGAAGAGGAGGCAGAAGAAUCAGUAGGACAUUCCUGUGAAGGGCUUGAAGACUGGGCUAAGUGUUCAUCUGCAGCUUCAUGGUGGCUGCCCCCAUCUUCGGCUACCUGGGUGACCGAUUCAAUAGGAAGGUGAUCCUCAGCUGUGGCAUCUUCUUCUGGUCGGCCGUCACCUUCUCGAGCUCUUUCAUCCCUCAGCAGUACUUCUGGCUGCUGGUCCUGUCCCGAGGGCUAGUAGGUAUCGGUGAAGCCAGCUACUCCACCAUAGCACCCACCAUCAUCGGCGACUUGUUUACCAAGAACACACGCACGCUUAUGCUGUCGGUCUUUUAUUUCGCCAUCCCACUGGGCAGCGGCCUGGGCUACAUCACAGGUUCCAGCGUGAAGCAGGCAGCUGGAGACUGGCACUGGGCCUUGCGGGUGUCCCCUGUCCUGGGCAUGAUCACAGGAACACUCAUCCUCAUCCUGGUCCCAGCCACUAAGAGAGGCCAUGCUGAUCAGCUUGGGGGCCAGCUCAAAGCACGGACCUCAUGGCUUCGAGACAUGAAGGCUCUGAUCCGAAACCGCAGUUACGUCUUUUCCUCCCUGGCCACAUCUGCCGUGUCCUUCGCCACAGGGGCCCUGGGCAUGUGGAUUCCCCUCUAUCUGCACCGUGCUCAAGUUGUACAAAAGACCGCAGAGACGUGCAACAGCCCGCCCUGCGGAGCCAAAGACAGCCUCAUCUUCGGGGCCAUUACCUGCUUUACUGGCUUUCUGGGAGUGGUCACAGGUGCGGGAGCCACUCGCUGGUGCCGCCUGCGGACUCAGCGGGCUGACCCACUGGUGUGUGCGGUGGGCAUGCUGGGGUCUGCCAUCUUCAUCUGCCUCAUCUUUGUGGCCGCCAAGACCAGCAUUGUGGGCGCUUAUAUAUGCAUCUUUGUUGGGGAGACACUGCUGUUUUCUAACUGGGCCAUCACUGCAGACAUCCUCAUGUAUGUGGUCAUCCCCACCCGACGAGCCACGGCUGUGGCCUUGCAGAGCUUCACCUCCCAUCUGCUGGGGGAUGCUGGAAGCCCCUACCUCAUUGGCUUUAUCUCGGACCUUAUCCGCCAGAGCACCAAGGACUCCCCGCUCUGGGAGUUUCUGAGCCUGGGCUAUGCCCUCAUGCUGUGCCCUUUUGUCGUGGUCCUGGGUGGCAUGUUCUUCCUUGCCACCGCUCUCUUCUUCCUCAGCGACCGUGCCAAGGCUGAACAGCAGGCUUUCCCACCUCCCCCUGGGGCUGACGAGGUCCCUGCCCAGCGCCUCCGGUCUACCGGCCCCAGUGAUGCGAUGUGCCAGAGCCGUGCCUGGGCCCAGUCCCCGCUGAUGUGCCACCCUGACCCCCGCCCGUCUCUCCCUCAGGGUGAACCAGCUGGUGAUGCCGCCUGCAUCCGUGAAAGUCUGAGGUGGUGCAGCUGGGACAGCAAUGAUCUGCAAUUUAGAUUGGGAGAGGUCCUCCAGCAUCCUGGACCUGCAGGACCGUCCCAAAGCUUCCCGUGUGACUCACAGCUGGGUACACACCCUCUUUGGCCCAGGACUGAGUGGCCCUAUCUCCAAGAAGCUGCAUCCUCAGUUAACAUGGAGGACUGUGUGUGCUGGAGCCACUCAGGUGGACACAAUUCCAGCCCUGGUUGGGGGACGCAGGGACAAAAGAGAAGUCAGCCUGCAGUGGGCAUUUGGGGGAAGCCUGGCCGGCCCUUAGCUCAUGUGAUCUUGAGGGAGCCCCUAUCCUCCCUAGACAAUGGGGCCAAGGAGCUGGAGCUUCCUCCAUUGCGUGCCUUCCAAGGCGCCCUUCACAGCUUUGAAGAAACAAGUCCUAGGCUGUACACAGAAGACAUGACCCAAGUCUCAGGACCUCAGUUCUGGUUCUGAGGUCCCCCAAAAGUUCUGGUGUACAGGGACCACUUCCCCAUUCCUAGGCUCUAACCUUGGGGCCGUCAAAUUCAGCCUGACCCGUGGAGCUGGGUACCUGCUGUUGGGCCAGUCACCCUGGAGGACACUGUCUCUGCUGUCUUCAGCUGGUUCUUUGCCCGGAGGUUGUUCCCAGGUGGGACCACCCCUUAGAGGACUGCAGCACUGGGGGUGUGCACCCUGGCAGCACCUGCACCAGGGGCUGAGACCUUGAGAACCCACUUCCUCACCCCACCCCCCAACUCCUGCUGUGCCCCAGAAGCCACUCCCCCCUACAGGAUGACCUCUUCAAUGAGGAGUCAGAUUCAGAUUUGGCUGCUGAAAGCUGUACCUAGCAGUCCACACUGCUUCUUGGCUUAGGGUAUGGAACUGCUGGAGAUUUCCCACCAGUGCCUGUAGGUAUCAUACCCCAAUUGACUCUUGGGGGGGGCCAGGCUUUCACCUCAGCCUUUGAUCACCCUACUCCCCUGACCCACCCCCCAGCCCCUCACUCCCCUGCAGCCACCUUAGUCACCUCUGGACACUUAUCCCCAGCUUCAUACUCUUUGCACGUUGUGACCAAGGUGGCUCUGGUCCUGGGGUACUGUUGUAACCUACAGGAAACUUCCAGAACCGGCUUGGACAACAGUCCCCUGUGGCUGUCUUCCACUUGCUGGCUGUGGCUUCAGUGGUGUUAGUUAGUGGUACCCAUCCCACCCAAGCUCUGGGGCACCCUGGGGGUUUGGAUGUGGGUGGGCGGAGGGUGCUAUCCCUUACGACCAGCCUUGCUCCCACCCUAACCCCAGCAGGGGCUCCAGCAAUGUUUUCUUGUUGUACAAGAACCAGGUCCAAGUGUUGCCUCCUCUUCCUUCCGGAAGCUGAACCGCUCCUUUAUUUUUUAGAGCUGCUGAUUGUGAAUCUCAGAGUCUUAAGAGAGAAGCCAAAUAUAUAUUCCUCUUGUAAAUGAAGAAAUAAACCUAUUUAAAUGUU
Molecule: messenger RNA, 3203 nt
Organism: Peromyscus maniculatus bairdii (prairie deer mouse)
Lineage: Eukaryota; Metazoa; Chordata; Mammalia; Rodentia; Cricetidae
Source: RefSeq, a predicted model, not a curated record